Bolinopsis microptera is the source of this 2679-nucleotide messenger RNA. RefSeq names its product cystinosin homolog. Gene Ontology annotation, cellular component: vacuolar membrane. NCBI's taxonomy places the organism in Eukaryota, Metazoa, Ctenophora, Tentaculata, Lobata, Bolinopsidae. The coding region runs from base 27 to 1172 and encodes 381 amino acids. The transcript has 6 exons. Gene Ontology annotation, biological process: L-cystine transport. Gene Ontology annotation, molecular function: L-cystine transmembrane transporter activity. The record is from RefSeq and is a predicted model, not a curated record.
ACUACUAUAUAACAAAUAAUUUGAGAAUGUCGUCACCAGACUUCUACGAGAUAUUAUCAGAUGACGCUUUAGACAGCAUCAACCUACUGGGUGAUGGUAACCUUACCCCUCCUAUCAGUAUCUACAACACCUCCAUUGCGAGCAGCGUCAUCACCAUCUCCGGGCUACCCCUGGGACUGGUUGCCAUGUCUGUUAACUCCAUGCUUAUUUACAGUAUAUUAAAAACGAAUGGGGAGCAUCCCGCAACCUACGCAAUUUAUCUACACAUCGCAUUAUGCGAUUUUUUGAACGGAGUAGUGGGUGUGGUAACCGCUAGCUUCAUGCUCCAGAACAAGAGGAGUCCUAUAGAUCCAGUAUGGGCUAACGCGUUCUGUGCUUACUUUGCUCCUCUGCCAACUUGUGUCAUCAGAUUACUUCUCUACUUAAUGACUCUCAUGGCUCUUUUUAGGGUUCAUAUCUUGUAUUUACCAUGGAUGAGGCUGUCCAAAGCUAGAGUCUACUUGAUGAUAUUCCUGGUGUAUGUUGUAGCCUUCGCUCUCAGAGGCUGGCUGUCUCUAACCUCAGUUAAGACGAUGGCACUACCUGACGGCUGGUGUAUCUACUACACAAUAGACUUCAGCACCGAGGACCAGAUCUAUUAUGUACUAGCUGACGCGCUACCAGUAAUCCUCUGCUCUGUUGGAAUCAUGCUCUGCUUGACUAUCGUCCGGGCUAAAGUUAAAAAGAUUGCCGAACCCCGGAAAUUUGCCGUCAAUCGUUUCACCAGCGUUGGUUCAGAACUCAGUGAAUCCACCCCGCUUAUCAUUCAAAGCAGGGCCGCGUCAGAAGAUGAAAGUGACACUCGGCCCAUAAUCGUCGCUAAAAGUAUCGUUAAUAACAUUCUUGUGCUUUUCUUGGUGUGUUACAGUGCGGCUAUCUACAUUGAAGUACGACAUCUGUUGAUGGCGUUCAGGAUUUAUGAUUAUAGUUAUGUGAACUUCGAUGACCCGGAUGGUCCACCGAAAUUUGAUGACAUUUCGCUUAUCAUCUUCAGACUAAAGUUUUCGUUGACGAUAGCUUUCUCGAUAAUAAACCCUAUUCUUGUGUUUCGUGGUUCAUCUAUUUUCAGAAAUAAUAUAGGCGAACUUUUUGAUGUUGAUGAUUUUUCGUAUAUUGUGAGCAAUCGAAACUAAGUCUUCUUCGAAUACUACUGAUUUGAAACUUUCAUCGACUUGUUAGCACGAUCAUGCAAUGAGGGAAUCAUUUGAUUGUUUGAUGUCUAUAAAAGUGGCUACAAACGACACUGUUCGAUGUGGAUAAGUUUACAGAAAUCGUAUAACAGAAUUAGCCAACUAUUCUGCGGUGCUGAAUCGAGGAUUGGUGGAGUGAUUUCGGAGCAACAGAAACUAGUCAGAUCCAUAUUGUUAGAACACAGCUACCAGUUAUCUUACCCGGCCCCCAAAUCAAGUUAUCGCGCUGGCUCGGGCGAGAAAGCAAACUGGAGAAAACUGAAAAAUAUUCAGUAUAGAAUAUUCAGAAUAUUCAGUAUAGAUCUUUUGAUCUGCCAUUAUAAUCCACCAGUGGAUCCUAAAUUGCAUGUCAACGAUGUUAUAUAACCUUUGUCCUUUAUAUAUUGCCGUUUUUCUUACGAUUUUAAAUCUAAGCAAAUGAAGUCUAAGCAGAACUUCUAGACUUUCAUUUUUUUGAAAUCUAAUCAGUUUUGGUAUUGAUUAUUUGACAGAUAAACUAUAGUUAAUUUUGUUUUGAAAAUAAAAAGUCGGUAUUACAGCUUAGUCAAACUGUAAUGCUGACUUUACAUUUUCGAAACAGUUGACUGUUUGUGGCAUAUGUAAGGGAGAUUAUUUAAAAGUGAAUCUAAGUGCCAGAUAAGGUUGAAGAUUUGAUACUUCAUUAAAUGAAUGAAAAUAUCAUUUUUAUGUUGAAUCUAAAAUUGGCUAUGACCCAAAACUCAAAUCGAAGCCAUCCUUAAAAUUUAAAUUAAAUAUCAAAGGAUGAUUCGCAGUGACCCUUACUUGAGAUUUCGGUGUAUCCAGCAAAUGAAUUUGUAUAUAUCCUAUUUGUGAUCAUAUUGAAGCAUGUUUCAAUGAUGAAAUAAUUGAUUAUAUUUUUAAAACUUGAUGACUGAUGACUGAUUACAUAGCAAGUGAUACGAAAACUUACCGGUGUAAUGUUAUCAAAAGUUGGUCGGAUCAGUCAUAAUUCAUACAACAGGUUUUUUCAAUGACUUGGUGGGUGUCCGUGUAGCGAAUAUUGGAUUUAAACCGCUCAUGUUAUUCUUUGUUGAUACUAUCCUGCAAAUUCAAUGUGGCAUGUUUUAGUCAUGAAUCAUUAUUUGUGAUAGAAUUUAAUCAUUUGUGUUAACAUCUUGAUUUGAAGGUGAUGUUUAUUACCAAAAUAUCUCACUGAGGCAUUUUGGUGGAGUGUGAUAAGUUUAUCAGUGAUUUAUACAUACUUUUGGUUGUUCUUUGAUGGUUUUAUCCCCUUUUAACAGAUCAGUCUUUUGGACGAUAAUUUUUGGGGGCGGAUUUUACUCAUAACUGCUGUAAGCUUUAUUAUGUUUAAUCGUAUGUGGAGGGGAGUUCGAACAAACUUGAAAUGAACUCUGAGUGAACCAAUUGUCACAAAAUUCAUGUUUAUUGUAUAAAUUAUUUUUGUAACUUUUUCUAUCAAAAGUCGAAA